Molecule: messenger RNA, 2397 nt
Organism: Dothidotthia symphoricarpi CBS 119687
Lineage: Eukaryota; Fungi; Ascomycota; Dothideomycetes; Pleosporales; Dothidotthiaceae
Exons: 2
Coding region: 314-2062 (582 amino acids)
Source: RefSeq, a predicted model, not a curated record
CAGACAGUCAGGGAUAUUGUAGAGAAUGCUAUGGGUCGACUGACUUAAUUAGUCAGUGUCAAGUCUACGUUACACUUGUCUGUGUGUCGAUGCGAUUUGAGUCUAGCGCUGUCCCGCGUUUGUGCUUGUGCUUCGUCCAAAGUCGCGGUUUCGAAAGGUGAGCAAGUACGACAACACAGGGCGGACGAUCAAUAGAAAGACAGUGAAGAGUAGACGAUAAAUCCACCAUGACGUGAAUGAUGUUCACUUUCGCCUGAGCUACUGUUCAGACUUCUUGCAACACUGUAUCAUCAUCCCAUUGAUUUCUUUCUGUAUGAACCCAUACAUCGCAUUAAGAUCUAACACCUGCGCCCGCUCUUUGCGCGCAAAUCGACUCCCGAGUCGUUAUCAUGUUGCAACUAUUGCGAAUGGCUCUGUGAGGCGAUACACAGAUGUGGCAACGCGACAGAAAGAUGGUGAUGAUGGGCAAGAUGGGCAGAGAGAAGCAGAGAAGACUAGUAAUGAGAGGUUAGAAGGGCAAGAGGCAGAAGAAGGAGCAUUGACGCGAAGACUGCGGGAGAUGAGUGAGGAGGCUUUGGAGAGUGGAGGAUCAGGCGCCCGUAAAGCCGUGGAAGACGCCGGCUUCAGUCCAGAACUCAAGGCAAUCCUGGAAUCCCGCAUUGCUGCCGCCAACCUUGCGACGUCUGAAGCAGCCAUCCCCUCGUUGGCCCCUCGCCACUCUCGCGACCUUGCCGCCACCGCAGCAUGGACGGGCACCGAGUCGAUCCACGACGCCAGCCUGCGCAUGUUGAACGAUGCCCACAAGCCCAUGCGACUGGGGAGGCCACCGAGGGCUCCGGGGCCUAGCGUGCCUCUACCGCGAUCCGUGGAUACAGGUCACAAGAAGAGUCGCGCGGCGGCGGGCAUCAGACUGGCAAACGCCCGGGACAGGAGUGGUCUGUACUCGAGUCUCAAGGAAGACGACGAAUCUGAGCCCUCGGAGCGCGAGAGACGGCUCCAGGACCUCAAGGAUAGAUUCGACCCCAACGCACGCGCCAUCAUCCCCGGCACAAUACAGGGCCUAGCAUCGCUGGCGAACAAGAAAAUUGAGGAUGCCAUCGCACGUGGUCAGUUCAAGAACAUCCCUCGCGGCAAAGGGAAGAACGUGGAAAGGGACUACAACGCGAACAGUCCUUUCAUCGACACGACCGAGUAUUUCAUGAACAAGAUCAUUCAGAAACAGGAGAUCGUGCCGCCGUGGAUCGAGAAGCAGCAGGAGCUCACGUCAGCGGCGAACAAGUUUCGAGGUCGAUUGCGCUCUGAAUGGAAGAGGCAUGCUGCGCGGAUCAUAGCGAGCAAGGGCGGGUCGUUGCAGGACCAGGUGCGGCGAGCGGAGGCAUACGCGAAGGCAGAGCUCGUCGCGAACCCACUCAAGAAGAAGCAGGAGGUUCUAACUACAGUGGAUAAUCAAGGUCAAUUGUCACAGAUUUCGCUGUCCGGCGAACUCAAAGUAGCCUCGCCAUCUGCAAACUCGCCAGAUGGCGAAGCAACAGUCACCGAAGAAAUUGUCGCUGAAAAGAUUACACUCGACCCAUCGUUAGAGCCCAACGACCAGCUUUCGUCAACUCUACCAACCUUAGAGACCUCUACGCAGACCAUUGAAGUCCCUCUUCCCACCGCUCCCUCAUAUGUUCCCCCAGCGCCCUUCCCCUUCCGCGACCCGGACUGGGAGCGCAUCGAAUCUGGCUACCACGCUGUUGUCAUCAAAGACCUUAACGACAAAGCGCGGUCAUACAAUCUCCAGGCACCCGACCUUGCAAAAAAACCAUACUUCAACCUCCAGCGCGAACUAAACGCUUGUUUUGCCGACGUCGCGCCGCAAUUGGCUGAAGCGAUCCUUGACCGCGCGCGUAAACCAGUCAAGAAAAUGGAGAGCUUCGGGCUGAAUACAGGAGAGAAAGGAUUUUUGGGAAGCUUGGGAGGAGGCCCGGUGAGGGUCAGAGACGAGCGAAGAGAGAAACAGUACGGAUUCAAGCAAUUCUGGAACGAGUUGUGGGAGGACAAAUCUAAGUCGUCAUACUGAACAUGGACACACACCAACUACCGCCAACAAGCAACCAUGCAAUCACCGAUUACCUGCCGCCACCCCCCAAUACCCGCCCGCGGACACUACUUGGGUACCUCCCUUUGCGAUACCACUUCUCCGGAUCAAACCGCUGCCGGCAUGUGUGUCUGGAACAUUGCGCUUUGUUUUUCCGCACCAUCACUCAGCGAGCUGCAUGUGCAUAUGCAUUGGAUCAAGGUUGAACUGGCGAAUGAUCAGCGCAGACGCCGGUACCGAGGGCUUGGGUUUCGAUAAUGCAUGAGCGGCAAUUCUAACAUCAUAGACAUAACUCUCGUGGAUUUGGGAGGUGGUGA